Messenger RNA from Mycena citricolor, 3780 nucleotides. The record is from the annotation of a GenBank genome assembly. NCBI's taxonomy places the organism in Eukaryota, Fungi, Basidiomycota, Agaricomycetes, Agaricales, Mycenaceae.
UUUUAUUACACCCUCCUCUCGCACAAGAAAUUGCAUAGCCUGGAACUAGUCCGGAAGUCUUGUUUGUGGCGGCGCUUUGAUGUCUGAUAGCGACUCGGAGGGAGACUGGGAAGAGGUCCAGCUUCCGGAAGAGGGGCAGAACCUUGAGAUCACUAUAUCUGCACCCAAAGCCUUGGAGUCAAACGGCAGAAACAUACGGCUCGAGACUGUGCUCCGCAUCAACUGUCACAAGCUGCACACUCUCGCGCUGCUCGCUAACGGAUGGAUUCGCAACAAAUGGCUCAACGAUCCCCUGCUGCAGGCCCGGCUUCUCUCCCUGGCUCCGCUCUCUUUGCAAACCUCCUUCGCCAUGAUUCACAAAUCGCGUGUGCCCGAGUCGCAGAAGCGGGGACGAAUGUUUGAGACCGCCAUGAACGGUCUAGCCAGAUGGUGGAUAGAGGACUACUUCACCGUUCUUCUUGAGGGGCAUGUACGCAACCGCCCAUUCGGCGUUGUCCAAGCUGAGAUGGAUCGCCGAGGGCUAGGACCGGAGGAUCCGCUGGACGACGAGUUGUUAGAGGUGAUUUUGGCUGACGAAGGCGAGGUCAUACACGGACCCAAGAGUCUCAUGAAACACGCUCUCAUGGGGAAAGGCAGUCGUGACGUCAGUGCCCAGCUCUUCACCGCCCUGUGUCGCGCCCUCAGCAUCCCGGCGCGACUGGUGGUCAGCUUGCAAAGUGUGCCCUGGAAGAAAAGUGGGAUCUCUGGCGAUGCGAAAGGAAAGGGAAAGGCCAAGGCGGAUUCGAGCGUCACCACAGACGCCGAAGGCAGCAGCAGCGCGCCCAAAAGCGCCAAAGCGAAAGGCAAGGAGAAGGCGCGGCCUUCUGUCAAACUCCGCAAAUCGAAAGGAAACGUGCUUGGAGGCGCACCCCGGGCAUCGCCAUCAGACCCGCGAACGGCGUCCCCCGUGUUCUGGACGGAGGUGUUUUCUCGACCAGACGGGCGGUGGCUGCCGAUAGACCCCAUCCGCGGAUACGUCAACCAGCCAAACGUAUUCGAUCCCUCUUUCGCGGCUCCCACGGCGCACCAAGGGAUAGGCAACUCCAGUUCAGCCUACGCACGCCCGAGCACCAUUUUGGCUGGGAAGAGUCUUAAGAUCGCACCGCGAGACAACCGGAUGGUGUACGUGGUGGCGUUCGAGGACGACGGAUUCGGGCGGGAUGUGACAAGGCGGUAUGCGCGCGAGUAUUCUGCCAAGGUGGCGAAGAUCCAGGGGGGACAGAAGCAGCGUGGUCGGAAAGAGAUGUGGUGGGAACGGGUCAUGCAGACUGUGCAGCGCCCGUAUCGGUUGAAUCGAGACGAUGUCGAAGACAUGGAGCUUGACACUGCACAGCUGAUGGAGGGCAUGCCCACGACGAUAGACGGUUUCAAGCAUCAUCCAGUAUACGUCUUGGUCCGACAUCUGGCACAUAACGAGACGCUGUAUCCAGCUCCACCCCAAACGCGGGAAAUCGGCAAGUUUCGAGGCGAAUCUGUCUACCCACGAUCCGCUGUCGUAUCCCUCAAGACCUCUGAAAACUGGAUGCGCAGCGAGGGACGACAAGUCAAACCUGGGGAACAACCGAUCAAGUUUGUCAAGAUGCGCCCGUCAACUCUGUCCCGGAGGCGGGAACUGGAGGUUCUGCGGGACGGGUUGCCUACUGCUGGUGAAGGGACAGCGCCGGACAUCAUGCAAGGAACGUACGCUCGAUUCCAGACCGAGCUCUAUGUUCCUGAGCCCAUCAUCGCUGGCAAAAUCCCGAAGAAUAAUUUUGGCAACAUUGAUCUCUAUGUUCCCUCGAUGCUCCCGGAAGGCGCUGCUCAUCUUCCACACAAGGGCAUCGGGAAGAUCGCCAAACAGCUCGGAUACGACUAUGCUGAGGCUGUGACCGGAUUCGGCUACGCUCGCAAACGGGCCACGCCCAUCAUCGAGGGCAUCGUUGUUGCCACAGAGAACCAGGAAGCGAUCCUGGAGGCUUACUGGGAAUUUGAGCACUCUGCUGCUGAGAAAGCCCGAGUGCAAGCAAGACGGCGCGUGUUGGCACGGUGGAGUAAACUCAUCACUGGUCUGCAGAUCAGAAAGAGUAUUCAGGAUGAGUACCGAGAUAGGCAGCCCGUGGCCGCCGAGACAGAAGACAGGGGAGAGGAUGUCGAGAUCCGGCCUGGCUUAGCUGCCGAAGGAGGAUUCCUCCAGGGAGCGGACUCGGUCGUGACGGGAUACCAAUUACCCCACCUCCCCUUCUUUGCGCAGUCGGACCCUGCUGCCCCUGGCCCUAGCACAAUGCCGCAUUUAGAGCCCGUCGCAUACGAUAUGGAAACGAUGGAGGUUGACGAGGACAUAGAGCUUCCUGGCGCCCCAUCUCCUCUUGCUCCGGCACUCGUGGUACCUAAAUCGAUGGCCGAGCUGGCUGAAGAAACCGCGGCUCGUCUGAGAACGGAGCUGGAACGAGAUGAUGUGAACGAGCUCGAGGAGGAGGAGUAUGUCUUGCCCUCUCGGCCAGCGAAGAAGCCACAGAAGAAACAGCAAAUUCUGAGGCCGAGCCGAGCUCCUAAUCAGACAAAGCCGAAAGCCAAAUCACCAGUAACGCGACGGGUGUCGGCCAGGAAGAAACGGAAGAAGGACGAGGACGACUCGGAUGCCGAGGACGAAAUCUCGUCGGGCCCGUCGCCAGCCAAGCGAGCUCGUGAGAGGAGCUCGCCACCGCUAAGGCGGAGUCUGCGGCACCGAAGGACAAAGACAGAAACUGAGCUGCAACAAGAGCAAGAUGUGGAGGAUGCAUUCCGCAGAGCUGUCGCGUCGUGAAGUGUCAGUUGAUUAGUAAUAGACGGACUAUUCUACAGGUGUCUCUGCUGAAGGCACUGCCGGUAACAAAACAGCAAAGGUAAGGUAAGAUGUAUGGCCACGGACUUCAGCCAUGGCCUUCGAUACGCUAAUUUUUGCAGGGGGAACAGGCAAGCGGACGUCAUUUCCAGAAACGUCGUUAUCUGGAGCUGCAUCAUCGCCCCCCAUUUCUUCCUCUGUCUUCAAUCUCUUACCGCCAGAAUCCUCGGGCUCCGAGCCUUCACCAGCUGGUUGGUCCCGCUUUCGUUUCUCCCCGUGGGGGUUCUCGCGGCUUCGCUGUCCUGCGGCGACCUGCUUCAGGCGCUUGACCUCCCGGAUUCCCUCCGCCCUCUUCAGCUUCUCCACGACGUCCGAGAUGGGCUGGAGCACCGGGACCUGCGACACAUCGUGUGUGCGCACGAGCGUUUCGUACAUCGUGAUCUCUGCCUCAGAUCAGUAGAAAGUAGGGGAUCAGCCACAAGGGACACCGCACCCGAGAACCCAGCAUCAUUGAGCGCGCUGACUGUUCGUAAUACCUGUUCCAUGCACGGACUAAAGCAGCAUAUUCUCGCCGCACGGUCUUUCUGCGACGCAAGAUGUCAGCCCCUUCGAAGCAGGCAGGGGAAUAUACGUACUCUCAUAGCCUGUUUGGCGUGCCCGAUGGCAUCCCAAGGUGCUGGUAAAUCAAGGAAAACUGGUCGUAGAACCUUGUCAGACGCCCCGAUGACGCGAGAAGUGGGCCACGCACCAGAAUCCACCGUGUCCGUCAAAUUGAAUCCGUCCUUGCAUACAUUUUGAUGAGUCAAUGUCACGAACUCUGACAUUCCGUGCUGCGAGAACUCCUCCCUGCAGAAAGAAGCGGAUGAGAGAACUCGUCAGCGCAGACAGACAGACAGAUGAUGGCCGCCGAAGAACGCGCCUGGCUUUGUUGGCACGGGCCU